Messenger RNA from Penicillium riverlandense, 972 nucleotides. RefSeq lists its product as uncharacterized. The record is from RefSeq and is a predicted model, not a curated record. The transcript has 3 exons. Bases 1 to 972 code for a protein of 323 amino acids. Lineage: Eukaryota; Fungi; Ascomycota; Eurotiomycetes; Eurotiales; Aspergillaceae.
AUGGGUAGCGCUUCGGAUAUUACCGAUCAUGUACAAUCUAUACUAACAAUAUCCAGCUUCUCAACUCAUCUUGAACAAUCACAAUCGCCUGCAAACCAAAUUGCGUUCCCUUCCAGUCCAGCAACUUGGCCGAUAUUGCCAGAACUUCGGACUGCAUGGUUCAUCACUCCCGACACAUGGGCCACAAAACCAUCUAACCCAGCUAAUGGAACCUCGACUACUACCUCCGAGGCGUGGAAGUAUAUCAACAAGCUACAGGGUUGGAUUGCGACCUGGGUAGGAAUCGGGAGCAAUCCCUUCAUCCAUGGUCGGCUACACCAAACCCGACCUCCUACUUGUAUCAAAGAUGCCUUUACCGCAGUUUCAAGCUAUAUCAUUCGCACAUCCUCGACAGAGGAAUUUAUCUUUCAAAUUCUCGAGGAUCGUGCAGCAGCUCUAAUCAGAAGUCCGGGGAGUCCUCUGCAGACACGCUCGACUGCUAUGCGCAUUGAUAUUCGUCAACGACAUCUCGCCGAACAACAACUAUCAACCCUCCGCUCCUGGUCUAACGAAAUGCUUGCCAGUGCACGAGACGCGGCCGAGAAUGACGACUUGCUUUUGUACAACACAUCCGAAGAUAACUUCGCAAUCAAGCAAACUGUGAUUGGCGAGCUAUUACCCAUAAUCAAGCACGAUGAAGUUCUUUGGCACUCAUGGAUUCUAUGUGAAAGCAUCCGGCGCACGUGGCUGGUGUCACAGAUGGUGUAUGGGAUCUAUACCACAUUACAGCAGGGUCUAAAUGAAUGUCCCGGGGGAAUCAUGUUCACAACGCAGAAAGGGGCUUGGGAUGCUCCGUCUGCCUUUUCGUGGACCAAGGUUUGUGCUGAGAAGAAUAAUAGCCCGGAGGAGGUGGAUGAGUUUGCGAAAACUCUUAUGGUACUUGAUGUUGGACUGGAGAGAUUACAAGAUUGGGGGUGGAAGAUUAACGAUUGA